Messenger RNA from Schistocerca nitens (vagrant locust), 2007 nucleotides. RefSeq names its product putative per-hexamer repeat protein 5. The record is from RefSeq and is a predicted model, not a curated record. NCBI's taxonomy places the organism in Eukaryota, Metazoa, Arthropoda, Insecta, Orthoptera, Acrididae. The transcript has 2 exons. The coding region runs from base 30 to 1928 and encodes 632 amino acids.
ACGACUGAAGCCAGUCGCACUGCGUCAAGAUGAAGGCGCCGGUCGUCAUUCACUUCCUGUGCUUUGCCUUGGCCGCAACAAUAUGUGCUGGGCAGUCUACGAACUUGGGUAUUCCAGACCUGCCUGGCAACUGGACAGGAAAUGGAACAGACAUCCCAGAACCACCUGGUAACUGGACAGGAAAUGGAACAGAUAUCCCUGAACCUCCAGGCAACUGGACAGGAAAUGGAACUGAUAUUCCAGAACCGCCAGGUAACUGGACAGGAAAUGGCACAGUCAUUCCAGAACCGCCAGGCAAUUGGACAGGAAAUGGAACUGAUAUUCCAGAACCACCUGGUAAUUGGACAGGAAAUGGAACAGAUAUCCCUGAACCACCUGGUAACUGGACAGGAAAUGGGACAGAUAUCCCAGAACCACCUGGUAACUGGACAGGCAAUGGUACAGACAUUCCAGAACCACCUGGUAACUGGACAGGAAAUGGAACAGAUAUCCCUGAACCACCUGGUAACUGGACAGGAAAUGGAACAGAUAUCCCUGAACCACCUGGUAACUGGACAGGAAAUGGAACAGACAUUCCAGAACCGCCUGGUAACUGGACAGGAAAUGGAACAGAUAUCCCUGAACCUCCAGGCAACUGGACAGGAAAUGGAACUGAUAUUCCAGAACCGCCAGGUAACUGGACAGGAAAUGGCACAGACAUUCCAGAACCGUCAGGCAAUUGGACAGGAAAUGGAACUGAUAUUCCAGAACCACCUGGUAAUUGGACAGGAAAUGGAACAGAUAUCCCUGAACCACCUGGUAACUGGACAGGAAAUGGGACAGAUAUCCCAGAACCCCCAGGUAAUUGGACAGGAAAUGGGACAGAUAUCCCUGAACCGCCAGGUAACUGGACAGGCAAUGGUACAGACAUUCCAGAACCACCUGGUAACUGGACAGGGAAUGGAACAGAUAUCCCUGAACCUCCAGGCAACUGGACAGGAAAUGGAACUGAUAUUCCAGAACCGCCAGGUAACUGGACAGGAAAUGGCACAGACAUUCCAGAACCGCCAGGCAAUUGGACAGGAAAUGGAACUGAUAUUCCAGAACCACCAGGUAAUUGGACAGGAAAUGGAACAGAUAUCCCUGAACCACCUGGUAACUGGACAGGAAAUGGGACAGAUAUCCCAGAACCACCUGGUAACUGGACAGGGAAUGGAACAGAUAUCCCUGAACCACCAGGCAACUGGACAGGAAAUGGAACUGAUAUUCCAGAACCGCCAGGUAACUGGACAGGAAAUGGCACAGACAUUCCAGAACCGCCAGGCAAUUGGACAGGAAAUGGAACUGAUAUUCCAGAACCACCAGGUAAUUGGACAGGAAAUGGAACAGAUAUCCCUGAAACACCUGGUAACUGGACAGGAAAUGGGACAGAUAUCCCAGAACCACCUGGUAACUGGACAGGGAAUGGAACAGAUAUCCCUGAACCACCAGGUAACUGGACAGGCAAUGGUACAGACAUUCCAGAACCACCUGGUAACUGGAAAGGGAAUGGAACAGAUAUCCCUGAACCACCUGGUAACUGGACAGGCAAUGGUACAGACAUUCCAGAACCACCCGGUAACUGGACUGGAAAUGGAACAGAUAUCCCAGAACCACCAGGUAAUUGGACUGGAAAUGGAACAGGUUUGCCACUACAAUCUGGCAACGUGGCUAGUAGCACAUCUGGUAUGCCUUUUGGGCCAUCUAACUCUGUGGGAAGUGAAACGAAUAAUCCUGGUUCUCCUGAGUCACAGCAAGGGUUCCCUCCCAGUCUUAAUAUGCCAUGGAAUAAUCUUUUGCCUCACAGAAUAGAAAAUCUUCCUGCCUUCAAUCCUGGACUGAACCCAAUUUUUAAUUUUCUUCGUACUAUACAACACCUGAAUAACAGACGUCCCUUCUUUGUAAUAUAGAAUGCAAUGAUUUUAUUGCUAUUAGUCCGUGUAUCUUCUCUGUAGUGCAUAGGAAUAAAUACUGGAUUCAGUGUUCAAA